AUGGAUGCAGACGAUAUUCAGCCGCUAAUCGAGUACGAAACUGAUAGAUAUUUAUAUUCGGAACUCGAUGUACAACAUUUUAAAACAGACCUUGAGUUUGAAGAGGUGGUCUACGGCUACCACAAAAGCAGAUGGCGGACGAUCCUCACGUACAUUCUCUCGACGCUGUUCUGUGGGAUCCCUAUCCUUUUAUUCCAUUGGGUUCCCACUUGGUUCCUGUACGCUACAAGCGUCAGAUGCUCGUUCCAGAUAGCUGACAGCGUUUUAAUAAUUGAAACAUACCAGAAGAAAUGCAAAAGUUACUACAUUCACAAAAUUCUACAGAAAGAUAUAGCAGAUGCGAGUGGACUGCUAAAUCUAGGUUUCAUAGACGAGGGUGACAAUGAGAAGCAACCUAUAGAAUCUGUUGACGCAAUACACACCCCUAUCCACCUGGCUGAUGGGUCUUCAAUUAAUGUGCAGAGCUAUCGUUACUUUCGUCAUAAAAAGCAGACCAUGAUCUGGGACGGAGGACGAGCACAGUGGUGUCUUCUGGGCGGCAUCGAGUGUGGGGCGACUUGUGCACAAUUACAUGCUACGGGGGGACAUCCGCCUUCGAGCGAGCGACGAGUUCGAAUGCUUAACAUCUACGGACUCAACGAAAUCAAAGUGCCCGUCCAGUCCAUCAUAGCCCUAAUCCUGCUAGAAGUAUUCAACCCAUUCUACAUAUUCCAACUCUUCACAAUAGGGGUGUGGGUAGCUGAACGUUAUUAUUACUACUGCAUCGCAGUCGUACUCAUGUCUACUUUUGGUGUUGCCACAUCUGUGAUACAGACUAAAAAGAAUCAAAAUAACCUCCGAGCUACUGUAGAAGCCUUUGACACUGUGGAUCUCGGGGACGGGCGGCGCGUGGACAGCCGCAUGGUGGCGCCUGGUGACGUCAUCCUACUGCCGAACCGCUGCACCCUGCACUUCGAUGCGGCGCUGCUUAAUGGCACGGCUGUUCUUAACGAGAGUAUGCUCACCGGUGAAUCAGUGCCAGUAACAAAAACAGCAUUGCUACGAAUUGACCGUCCAUUCUCGCUAAAAGAGCACUCUUCCAGUAUCCUGUUCUGCGGUACUAGGGUCAUACAGACUAGAUACUACAAUAACGAACCAGUUAGAGCUCUCGUUCUUCGCACUGGAUACAACACUAGCAAGGGCCAACUUGUGAGGAGUAUCUUGUAUCCGGUUCCUGCUGACUUCAAGUUUGACCGUGAUUCCUACAAGUUUAUCAUCAUCUUGGCUUGUAUUGCCUUUCUUGGACUCGGAUAUACAAUAGCUUUAAAGGCCGCCCGUGCUCUAUCAGCUGGGGAUAUAGCAAUCAAAGCUCUUGACAUCAUCACCAUCGUGAUCCCACCAGCAUUACCGGCCGCCAUGACAGUUGGACGCCUUUACGCUGUGUCGCGCCUCAAGCGCGCCAGGAUAGCUUGCCUCAACACGCGAGCGGUCAACGUUAGUGGUUCUAUCGACUGCGUGUGCUUUGAUAAGACAGGAACCUUAACAGAAGAUGGCCUAGAUAUGUGGGGUGUUGUUGCUGUAUCAGCUGCCACGCGACCUGCUCGACUUGGCAGGCCCCAGCGAGAUCCCAGACAGUUGAAUGAGUUGCAUCCUCUAAAGCUAGCUAUGGCGACCUGUCAUAGUCUGACGCUUUUAGACUCUGAGCUCGCCGGAGACCCUUUGGAUCUCAAGAUGUUUGAGUCAACCGGAUGGGUGUUAGAAGAACCUGAUGUGCCAGAGUCUUCGAAUUACGAAAUUCUAACCCCUACCAUUGUAAAGCCAAAGAAAACAGCUAACAUCGAUGUUGACGAUAUACAUUUACCGUUAGAAGUGGGUAUAGUCCACCAGUACCAGUUCGUGUCCUCGCUACAACGUGCUUCAGUGGUAACGCGGGUGUUGGGUGAGGACGUGCUGCGGGUAUACUGCAAAGGAGCACCUGAGAUGUUACGGACUUUGUGUACUCCUGAUACAAUCCCAGAUAACUUGUUCGAGGUGUUAAACUCAUACGCGGAGAAGGGUUAUCGGGUGAUAGCGUGUGCGACGAGAGUAUUAGAAGUCACCUGCAAGCAAUUGCAGAAGAUGAACAGGGAAGAGGUGGAAGUCGACCUGGAGUUCCUAGGCCUAGUGAUAAUGGAGAACAGACUAAAAGGAGCCACAACUGGCAUCAUUAGAGAGCUGAAAGACGCCAAUAUUCAUGUGGUUAUGAUUACAGGUGACAACAUUCUGACAGCAGUGAGCGUGGCUAAAGAGUGCGGUAUCCUUACGGGUGACCAACGUGUGGUGCACCUACACGCCGACACGUCGGGCAGCUCGCCCCUCAUAUACUGCGAGAGCACCUUACAUGGGGCCCCCGUGGGUCGGCGCUGUCCGCUGGUGCGCUGGUGGCGCAGCGAGGACAGCGGGCACGGCUCCUGGCGCGGUUCGGGCUCCGCCUCGGGCUCGGGCUCCAACACCAAUUCCUUCGACGUCGAGGCGUCGACCAACGAGCCCAGAUACAAGAUCGUUAUGACUGGGGAUACUUGGAAGGUGCUCCGCGAGCACUACCCCAACCUGGUGUCGCGGGUGGUGGCGCGCGGGGCCGUGUUCGCGCGCAUGACGUCCGACCAGAAGCAGCAGCUCAUCGUCGAGUACCAGGCGCUCGGCUACUAUGUCGCGAUGUGCGGCGACGGCGCCAACGACUGCGGCGCGCUCCGCUCGGCCCACACGGGCAUCUCCCUCUCCGAGCUGGAGAGCAGCGUGGCCGCACCCUUCACCUCCGCCAACCCCGACAUCGUCUGCGUCUCCAGGGUGUUGCGCGAGGGUCGAGCCGCCCUCUCCACGUCCUUCGGUGUCUUCAAAUUCAUGGUCGCCUACUCUCUCACGGAAUUCUUCUCGGUUGGAUUUUUGUAUUACUUCGAUUCGAACCUCACGGAUUUCCAAUUUUUAUUCAUAGACGUCGCCUUGAUCGUCAAUUUCGCGUUCUUCUUCGGCAUGACCGAGGCUUACACCGGUAAAUUAUUCAAGAAUCCGCCCCUAACGUCUCUUUUAGGGCUGAUACCGCUUUCGUCGAUACUGGGACAGAUGGUUUUGAUUGCGAUCGCGCAGUACUUGAGCUAUUACGCCUUGACUUUGUUCCCGUGGUAUGUGAGACAUACGUAUCAAGGCGACGAAGUCAACGAGUGUUGGGAGAACUACGCCGUUUUCACUGUGUCCAUGUUUCAAUAUAUAACUCUUGCGAUAGUAUUUAGCCACGGUGCGCCCUAUAGGAAGUCUGUGGUGACUAACAAACAGCUUAUGAUUAGCAUGCUGAUAAUGACCGCUGUCUGUACAUAUAUAACAAUGAUGCCCGCGCAAUGGCUCGCGGCAUUCUUGCAGCUCAGAAUGCCAAAAGAUAUCUUGAUGUCUUACAUCGUGUUGGCUCUGGCGGCUUUCAAUUUUGUCAUAGCGUUAUUCUUCGAGAGGAUAAUCAUAGAAUACGUAAUGGAGUACAAAAGGAUAAUUCCGAAGUGUUUAAAAGAAAAACAGGUGAGAAAAACGCCGUAUUUGUUAAUUAAAAGGCAACUGACCGACAUGGAUUACUUGGACUGUGAUAGUGUUAUAAAAUAUGAUAAGGAGAAUGGUGAUUCUGCGAUCGAUUCGUCGGUCUUAAGUAGCUGA
This is a messenger RNA of Arctia plantaginis, 3654 nucleotides long. NCBI's taxonomy places the organism in Eukaryota, Metazoa, Arthropoda, Insecta, Lepidoptera, Erebidae. The record is from the annotation of a GenBank genome assembly.